AUGUGGUUUUCCUCAGGCAUGCAGAGGGCUGUGUGGGCUGUUUUGCUCUGGCCCUAUCUGCUUACCUUAUGCAUCCCAUUAGUCUGUAAGGAGGAGCAGGGCAGCCUCACCCGCUGCCCCUCCAUCUCCCAAGAGAAGCUUCUAGACCGAGUCAUCCAGCAUGCUGAGCUCAUCUACCGUGUCUCAGAAGAAUCAUGCUCUUUGUUUGAGGAGAUGUUUGUCCCCUUUCCAAUGCGACUCCAGAGGAAUCAGGCUGGCUAUGCAUGCAUCACCAAAGAAUUACCCAUCCCUAGCUCCAAAAGUGAAAUCCAACAGAUGUCUGACAAAUGGUUGCUCCACUCUGUGCUCAUGCUGGUCCGGUCAUGGAUCGAGCCUUUGGUUUACCUGCAGACUACGCUAGAUCUCUAUGAUGAUGCUUCUGAAGUGCUGCUCAACAAGACCAAGUGGGUCUCUGAGAAACUACUCAGUCUGGAGCAAGGGGUGAUGGUCCUUAUCAAAAAGAUGCUGGAUGAGGGAAUGCUACCCACAACCUACAGUGAGCAAGGCCUAUUACAUAAUGAUGGGCAGCCAGAGAUGCUGGAAUCUGUUAUGAGAGACUAUACCUUACUCAGCUGUUUCAAGAAAGAUGCCCAUAAGAUGGAGACCUUCCUCAAGCUUCUCAAGUGUCGACAAACUGACAUAUAUAACUGUGCAUAAAACACAGUGCAGCUUUUAAUUAAUCCAGUGCUUAGUUUUAAAUGAAUUCCUAAGGUUGGUAGCUGUGCAUUUAUGGAUAUGUUCGUGCCUUAGGCGAUUCAGACUUGCUUGCAAUGCAGUAUUGUUUAUUGAUUGUUUCAGGGCACCUUCACACACAACUAGCUAGGUAGGUGUUAUGCCCUUUCUUCAACACCACAUUUUAUAUUUCCCAGCUCAGUUGUUAUUUUAACCUGGAAAAGGCAACAGAGGGCAAACUCCCAAAAGAUUAGUUUCUCGUUGACAUGUCAAAAAAAUCUGCAUAUCCUGCCAUUGAUUUCCAUUUUCUUUGUUCUUAACUGGAUGUUGUAUUGCUCGCUGGAUCCUGCAGUGUUCUGAUUAUUCCCACGGCCCCGAGAGUAUUCAGUGAGACUCCCGUUUUAAAUAGAGUUGGUAUCACCGCUGCAUUAGUGAAAUGAAACACUUUCACCGGAGAUGGGAGUCAAACAGGGAGCAAUCACUAUUUAGAAAAAGAGACACAUUUUGAUUGGUGAACGAGAGUGUGAGAGAGACAGAAGAAGUGAACAAAUAAUAGCAAAAACGACAGUUUUGUGGAGUUUUGGAUAGACUGGUUCAGAUUUGUUGGCCACUCAUCAGAAAUUCAUGAACAUAUCUAAAUGUACUUAAUCUAACCUGAAUGGGAUAGAGGUUUAUUAAGAAUACUUUUAAUUAACUUUAAAUUAGCAUGAAAUAUAACACUUAAACUUUAAUGUUAUAAAAAUGGCAUUACAGUGUAAUGCAGAAUGCAAAUUAUACUCCUAUUUUUAAAUAAAAGAAGUCCACUGUAUGGUGAAAAACUUUCUGUUGAUUUAGCAAGCUAA
Monopterus albus (swamp eel) is the source of this 1553-nucleotide messenger RNA. RefSeq names its product somatolactin alpha (gene smtla). The coding region runs from base 1 to 696 and encodes 231 amino acids. The record is from RefSeq and is a predicted model, not a curated record. Gene Ontology annotation, biological process: positive regulation of growth; response to nutrient levels; animal organ development. Gene Ontology annotation, molecular function: growth hormone receptor binding; growth hormone activity. The transcript is spliced from 4 exons. NCBI's taxonomy places the organism in Eukaryota, Metazoa, Chordata, Actinopteri, Synbranchiformes, Synbranchidae. Gene Ontology annotation, cellular component: extracellular region.